GAAGGGCAGUCACUCCUGGGUCUGGCCCUAUAUCCUCAGUAUCCUCAGAGGCUUUGAUCUUAAUUUUUAAAACCCUCAUCAAGGAGUUUCAAUCCCCACUGCAGAGCCGUGCUGUGCAGGAACAUAGGAGUCUCAGAGUCCAGAACAGGGCAGAGUGCGGGGAGGAGGCAGCUCAGGGCACAGAUUUGCAUGGAGGCCCCUCCCCUGAGCAGGGAUAAGAGAGGGUUGGCCAGGCCCAGGGGUGCUCUCAGGGGCAGCGCUCUGGGGGUCUCCACCAUGGCCUGGGCUCUAGUCCUCCUCACCCUCCUCACUCAGGACACAGGGUCCUCGGCCCAGUCUGGCCUGACUCAGCCUUCCUCCAUGUCCGGGUCUCCUGGACAGUCGGUCACCAUCUCCUGUACUGGGACCAGCAAUGAUGUUGGGAGGUAUAAUGAUGUUUCCUGGUACCAACAGCGCCCGGGCACACUCAUGAAACUCCUGAUUUAUGAUGUCAGCACUCGGCCCUCCGGGAUCCCUGAUCGCUUCUCUGACUCCAAGUCUGGCAACACGGCCUCCCUGACCAUCUCUGGGGUCCUCGCUGAGGACAAGGCUGAUUAUUACUGCUGUUCAUACAGGAGUGAUGGCACUUAUGUCUUCGGCGGUGGGACCCAGGUCACCGUCCUAGGUCAGCCCAAGGCCACUCCCACCGUCAGUCUCUUUGCACCCUCCUCUGAGGAGCUCAGCACCAACAAGGCCACUCUGGUGUGUCUGAUGAGUGACUUCUACCCGGACUCCGUCUCCGUGGCCCGGAAGGCAGACGGCAGCCCCGUCACCCAGGGCGUGGAGACCACCAAGCCCUCGAAACAGAGCAACGGCAAAUACGCGGCCAGCAGCUACCUGAGCCAGACAGCUGACCAGUGGAGAAGUCGCAGCAAAUACAGCUGCCAGGUCACCCACGAAGGCAAGACCGAGGAGAAGACAGUGGCCCCUGCACAAUGUGCUUAGGGUACCAGCCCCCUUCCCCAGCUCCGGGGGCCUGGAACUGCAGGAUCCCAGGGAGGGAUCUUCCCUCCCACCCCGGUCAUCCCGGCACUUCCCCGUGCACCCUAUAAACCCUCAAUAAAUACCCACAU
Messenger RNA from Nycticebus coucang (slow loris), 1112 nucleotides. RefSeq names its product immunoglobulin lambda-1 light chain-like. Bases 190 to 984 code for a protein of 264 amino acids. The record is from RefSeq and is a predicted model, not a curated record. Gene Ontology annotation, cellular component: MHC class II protein complex. Gene Ontology annotation, molecular function: MHC class II protein complex binding. The transcript is spliced from 4 exons. Gene Ontology annotation, biological process: peptide antigen assembly with MHC class II protein complex; antigen processing and presentation of exogenous peptide antigen via MHC class II; positive regulation of T cell activation. Lineage: Eukaryota; Metazoa; Chordata; Mammalia; Primates; Lorisidae.